UUGAUCUGAAACUCCCUAUGCUAUGUGGUGGCAGCCAUUUUAAUUUGGUCACUGUCUCUCUCAGCGAGACGCCAACCAGUGCAAAAAAAAAGAGCCUGACAACAGGAACUGGAACCCCGCUUCCCCUUUCUCAGCCCCGCUGUCUUUGGCAUUGUGUGUCGCUGUCUUGAAGACAGAGCGAACCUGAUGGUACGUCGUCUCUGUGUUUUAUUGUACUGUCUGUGGAGCUUGGAUUCACCACCCCUAUUGAAGGGCUCAUCUUGAAGACCGUUUGAGGAUUUUCUGUUGCUCAUUCAUUGACUAAUGCCAUGAAUUGUGAAGAAGAGAGUGCAGAGAAGAAGGCAGUCCAUUCCUGGUCCAGAAUCUCCUCGGCUGGACAAACUGCAUUAGUGGAAGCCUUGAGAGUGUUCAGCCCCAUGUCAAAGGACCUUCUUGACACUGAGACACAACUGGUAUCUUUCCUUGAGAGUCUUAAGGAAGAAGGGCACAAGGCCACCGUUCUGAGAAGCAAAGACGUUUACGGGUACGAAUCCUGUAUGGCAGAAACUCCAUCGGCAGAAAUGGCUUUGAAAUCUGCGGGCACGUGUGCUAAAGUCAAAGUGGUAAAGAAACGAUCUAGAAAAGCUGCAUCCAAGAAAAAGGAAAUCAAAUAUACUUUAAGUGCCGCUUCUCAAAUAAUCUUCAAAAGACAACCAAAAAUCCUGUUGAGAAAUCUUUCGCAGGAGUCGCUAAGGCACACAAUGGCGGUCCUGUCGAAACCUUCAUCCUCCACUGCACUCUUGGGGAACAGUAAUGGAAACCAGCCGUGCUUGACAUUAACAAAACUAACUGCACCUUCAGGGAGUCCAACAGCCAGGCUACAAAUCCAUUCAGACUUUAGGUCCCUUGGGAUUUCUAUGUCAAAUUCUCUCAGAACGCCAAAACUGUCAAUAACACAGGUGCAGCCUUUGGAGAAUGCAAGUAAAAUGACGAAAGGAGUUGCUUCCUGUCCAGUAAAAAUGUCUGUGUCGCUGAUUGGUGGCUCAGCACCCAUGUGCCAAAAUGGCAGAGUUUUGAGAGAAAGCAACAACUGCAAAACCUCUUCCAUUAGGAUCAGCAGAACCACCAGUGUGGAACCUGAUAAGCUUUCUACAGACUGGACCGGAGUGGCUUCCAUGAAAGUGUUGAACAUCCAGCAAGAGGUUCGUGUGAGGAAACGGAAGAGGCUAGGAGAAACUGAGGAGAUGCAACCGAGGAAGAAAACCUCCGCAAAUUCAACCCUGGCCGAUGAGGGUCGGGAGGAAUCUGAGAUAAGGGAGAACUACCUGAGGUCGAAGGUUAUCAAGGUGGACGAUACUACUUCCGAUGAAGAAGUGAGACGGAAAGCCCAAAAGAUCCUAAGAGUGAAUCUUUCACCGGUGAUAGAAAUAAGACCUCUGUUGGCUUAUCCUAGCCUCUGAAAUCUAACUCUUUUAAUAGAAACCUUUUGCAUGUAAUAAAAGAUUCUGGCAGUCAAGGUUUUUACAAAUGGUGUUGGAUAAAAAUGGGGUAUGUGGCUUUGUGUUUAAGGAAGGUUUUCUGGUGUAGCUUUGCUAAUCUGGUAGUAUUUAUUCCUGAGGGUUAAGGCUGCCUAAACCUAUUGAAAUACUACACCAGAUUCAGAACAAUGAGAAAUAGGGGUGCAUUCUAUCCUGCAAUUGUUUUGUAUCCUCCCCCCACCUGGGUGGAAAGGGGGGAUCGUCCUGGAUAUCUUUUUGUUUAUUUUUGUACAUGCCUCUUAAAUAUGGUGCAAUGUAAACAUAUGUACAACAGUUAUGGAAACAAAUUGUAAUAAUACUGCACUGUGACUUUUCGUAUUCAGUUUUUUAUUUUGAUUAUUUAAUUUUACAUUGUCAAGAAAAAAAAAAAGAAAAAAAAUCUAAUAGAUAAGCCAUGUCAUUAUUUUUUACUAUGCAGUAUAAGUGUUGUCUAUUAAUGGGGAGCAAUUUAUUUGUGUUUCAGGAUGACUUUUCUAAUGUAAUAACAAACUAAAACCCUAUUUUAUGUAUUUGCAAUGUAGGCAUAAUCUGUUAAGGUGCCAUUCACUCUGGUGUAAAUCCAUACUGACCAUCAGUUAACCUGUGCCUGAAACAUUGUGGUUUGCGCAAGGCCAUGCUAGCUGUGGCCUGUGCUUCUAUCCAUUGCCUUUAAGUGGGAGGGCAGGUGGAGAGAAUACUGGAAAUGAGGUUUGAUAUCUUCUUGGAAAUACCGUAGUCGGAGAGAACAGCAUUUAUUUACUUUGCAUAAAAAAAAAAAAAAAAAUUUAAAUACAGUAUAUGUUUAAAUGCAUUUUAAUUUGAGAAUCUGGUUAAAUAUGCUCCAUGUUAAAGUUUAAUAAUAAUAAUCUUGUUGACAGCUGGAUAUAUCGCCGUGUUUAAUUUCAUUCUGAAAUAUAUCGUCAUUUAUGCACUUUUUUUCUUCCCAUUGAAAACUGUUUAUUAAUCAUACUGUGGUGAGGCAAGAUAUGAUUACAGACUGUUGCUUUAUUAGUUUUACUGGCCAAUACUGUUGCCAUGUAUGGAGCACCGAUUUGAAAUUCUGCACCCAAAGCAAGAGACCAGAAGAAAAGCUUUGCUCCUGGGGACUUGGGUGUUAUUUUCAUGGCUAGAUGUUUUUUGUGAAUUAAAUCUUCCUGCAGAAAAAGGCAUUUACUGUACAAACCACAAAAAACAUUACCUGCAGCUAACUAUUUUGUAAAAAUGAACUUUUUUUUUGUAAAUAUCCAAAGACCACUAAAUUAUUUUAUUUCUCUUGAUGGGAGGGGUGCAUUUUUCACUUAAAUAUAUUUUCCACUUUUUAUUUAUAUUUUCAAACGAAAGGUGAGUAUUACAAAAACAAAUAUUUUUUCAAUAGAGUCAAAUCCGUCCUUAUUUGUAGUUGCUGAAAAAGAAACGUUUAUUUUCUUUUUGUAGGACUUUUCACAGCUUGUCAACUAUUCAGUGCAAUAAAAAGUUCUCUCGUAUUGACGAACACGCAAAGUGUGUUUUUUCUAAUUUAAAUUUUUUGCUUUGUUUGGCCGCUGUAUAAAUGAUAUUUGGCCAUUCAAGUAUAAAGAUUGCAUUUACUUUGAAUCGCAUAUAUUAUAAGGUCCCUAUUGUCUCAUGUUUUCAGCUGCCCUUGCAUACCCUAUUUGACCGCUGUUAAGUUCCUGUAUCUUUUGGAACAUACCCUUCUGAGUAAUGUACAGACCAGUACAGUACUGGCAGGUACUGUAGUCACUGGACCGUACUGAAGCCCUAAUGAGAGUACCACCAGCAUUUUUGGCUGAAAGGGUCCUUUUUUACAUCCAAAGCAAUAGCUUGCAUUUAAAUGUGUGUGUGUGUGUGUGAAACUGAAUAGUUGACUUCAGAGUGCCACAAGCUGUAAAAUCUCUACAACGUUGCACUUUUCUGAUGCUCGAGUCUUUUGAAGAAAACAAGAAAAAGAUGAGCAUUUGGCUCACAAGUUUGUACUUGACUCUUGGCAUUGUGUAUUUUUUAUUAACAAUUUUGCUUACAAGAACUUAUGAAUACCAUAAAUAGGUAAAGUGUUUUCAGACAUGUUCAUUUGUGUUCUCCCAACUUGUUCUUUAUACAAGUGAUGGUUUGUGAAAGUGUUCCAAGGCUUUGCUGUCAGUGUUGUAUAUUUGGUUUAUUGUUCAGAAAUUGUGAAAAUAAACUUGUUUAAGAAAAACAGAA
Acipenser ruthenus (sterlet) is the source of this 3695-nucleotide messenger RNA. Its product is annotated as coiled-coil domain-containing protein 71-like. The transcript is spliced from 2 exons. The coding region runs from base 309 to 1439 and encodes 376 amino acids. The record is from RefSeq and is a predicted model, not a curated record. Lineage: Eukaryota; Metazoa; Chordata; Actinopteri; Acipenseriformes; Acipenseridae.